AUGGCUACAGCUGAAGGGCUCGCGCGGGCGCACGAUCGCAAUGGUCGUCGCCGCCCAUUCUCCAGCUGGAUGAAGCGUCUUGCGAGUCUCAAAAGUUCCUCCGAAUCAGGCUCCCAUCGCUGGUCCAACAAGCGUCACACAGUCGCCAAGGGGAAGAAGAGCGUGGGCCAAGGAAACAACCCAUAUCCGUUGUCAGGGACCCUCAAUCGCCCCACCCAGAACGAUUCAUACUCGGAGAUCGAUGACCAUGAUGGCCAAGAAUCUCAUUCUCGAAGCGAUCCAUCCAUGGUUUACUCCGGAUAUGAGAGCCAGCUACCCGCAACCAGCGCCAAAUCGACCGCCCCUACCGUCUCCACUAACGGCGACACUGUCAUCUCAGAUGCAGGGUACUCGAAGGCAGGGACAUUAGCAACAGGAGGCGGAGGGAUCAGCUCGCAUGGGGGAGGAGAGGGUAGCACAUUCUCGUCACCCGCUCCCUCAAUUCGAUCCUUAACCACCACCUUGACCACCGUGCAGUCCGCCGCCCCAUCCACUCAACUGUACCCUGCGCCGAAUCCACAGCAUGGACAAGCACAUGGAAGCUCCACACAGAACUCUGGGAAUCAACAGGUCCAAUUUUCGCACCAGUUUCCUUCCUCUUCAUCGCCCGCGACCGCCGUACCCCCGCACCUCAUCCCACAUAGCCAUUCUAUGACGUACAGCACUGCGACCGCAAACAAUGUCCUGACCGACAAUGCUUCCAUACUCACACUUGCGAGCUCCUCGAAGAGGCGCCGCAGGAACUCCCUGGACACAAAUGCCUCGGUCCGUGCGUUGGCCCCAUCCUCAGUUUUCGGUGGCAGUCGCGAAAGUCUGCCACUGAGUGUUUUGAGCGGCAACGUGAUUGAACCGUCCAAUUCCUCGGCUUUCAACGCUCAAGGCGUACUAAGCCGACCCAGCAUCGUCGGCCUCGCAAGUGCUGAGCGCAUUAGCGUCUAUUCUUCCUCAGGCACCGCUCCCCUGGGCAGUGCUGGCGGCGAACGGGGCAGCCUCUACACCGCUAAGCAGAACCCGGUGACGGGUGAUGGGGCUAGUAUUCGGAGUGGUGCGCCUUCACAUGGCCGAAAUGACAGCACUGCUGCCAGUAUCUCUGGUGGCGUGGGAAGUCCGCUUGCCAUGGCUUCUGGUCGUGUUAGCCGCCGAAGCUCCGCAUGGGGAGAAAUUACCGGCGAUGAGGGCGAAGAUCGGAAGUCCGACGAGGUUAACGAUGAGAACUCGGCACCAAAACCCGAGGAAUCCUUCAAUGAAGAGCCAAAGAAGAACUAA
Messenger RNA from Penicillium macrosclerotiorum, 1305 nucleotides. RefSeq lists its product as uncharacterized. The transcript is spliced from 2 exons. Lineage: Eukaryota; Fungi; Ascomycota; Eurotiomycetes; Eurotiales; Aspergillaceae. The record is from RefSeq and is a predicted model, not a curated record. The coding region runs from base 1 to 1305 and encodes 434 amino acids.